This is a messenger RNA of Limulus polyphemus (Atlantic horseshoe crab), 1653 nucleotides long. It is a transcript of the gene Ublcp1, whose product is annotated as ubiquitin-like domain-containing CTD phosphatase 1. Bases 293 to 1414 code for a protein of 373 amino acids. The record is from RefSeq and is a predicted model, not a curated record. Gene Ontology annotation, biological process: protein dephosphorylation. The transcript has 8 exons. Lineage: Eukaryota; Metazoa; Arthropoda; Merostomata; Xiphosura; Limulidae. Gene Ontology annotation, molecular function: protein serine/threonine phosphatase activity; protein binding. Gene Ontology annotation, cellular component: nucleus.
GGUUUUAUUUUAUCAAAUUAGCAAGAUGAUUAAUACGUUUCAUAGCUAAAUAGUAAAUUGCAUCACUUGUUGACCUGUAAUAUUAAUUAUUUAAUCAAGUAUAAAUUUAAUAAGGUUAAGACUAUUGUUAGCAUAAUUAAUAACAAUUCAUAGAAAUAUUAAAAUUAUAAUUCAGGAUUUAAAGAGGUGAUAAGCGUUAAAACUGUUUUCUACAUGUAUUAAAAAUGAGCUUGUAAGUUAUAAUUAAUAUUAUUUUUUGCAUUUACUCGUAACAAAUAAUUGUAAACUUUUCAUGAAAUUUAGGGCCUCUUGCCGUCUUGGUUUCAGUUGGUGGUUCAGCGAGAUGACUGAUUUAGAAUUAACAGUGAAAUGGGGAGGGAAGGAAUAUUUGAUAGAUUGCCUUGCAGGGGAAAAUACAAUAGCUGAGUUGAAAACAGUUAUCUGCCAAAAAACUGGAGUAUUACCAGGUCGUCAGAAAUUGCUUGGAUUAAAAAUAAAAGGACGACCUGCUAAUGAUGAAGUGCAACUGUCUCAAUUGAAACUGAAACCUAAAACUAAAGUUCUGAUGGUGGGAAGUCUAGAAGAGUCAAUAGCUGAUGUAGUAGCACCUCCAUAUGACAUUCCAGAAAUUGUUAAUGAUCUGGAUAUGGAAGAAGAAGAAAUUGCUAUUGAAAACAGGGAAGAAUUUCUUGCAAAGGUUCAGAAAAGAAUUAAAGAAUAUGACAUCAAAAUAUUGAGCAAUCCUCGACCAGGAAAAAAGCUUUUGGUGCUUGACAUUGACUACACUCUUUUUGAUCACAGGUCCACAGCACAAUCUGCAUCUGAACUGAUGAGGCCUUAUUUGCAUGAAUUUCUAACAUCAGCUCAUGAAGAUUAUGAUAUUGUCAUUUGGUCUGCCACUAGUAUGAAAUGGAUAGAAGUGAAAAUGAAAGAAUUGGGUGUAGCUUCAAAUCCAAACUACAAAAUCUUAUUCUACCUGGAUAGUGCUGCAAUGAUUAGUAUCCAUACUCCUAAGUAUGGCCUCAUUGACGUAAAGCCACUGGGAGUGAUCUGGGGAAAAUUUGAGCAGUACAACAGUAAAAACACUAUCAUGUUUGAUGAUAUACGCAGAAAUUUUUUGAUGAACCCUCACAAUGGAUUAAAGAUUAAACCAUUUCGAGAGGCUCACCUCAAUCGAGAAAAAGACAACGAACUUCUGAAACUUUCCAAAUACCUGAAGCAUCUAGCAGCUGUUGAGGACAUCAGCCAAGUGAAACACAAAUACUGGGAAAGCACAUCCACGGCCUCAAAAGUGUGGAGCUCAUCUUUACGGAAUAAAUUGCGAACUUCAAAUCCUCGGAUUCGUAGUUCGGGCACGCUUAACGUUUGUCAACGCCUGGUCCAGUGUAGAGGUGAAAUCAGACUUUGUGCUUAACGUUUGUCAACGCCUGGUCCAGUGUAGAGGUGAAAUCAGACUUUGUGCUUAACGUUUGUCAACGCCUGGUCCAGUGUAGAAGUGAAAUCAGACUUUGUGCUUAACGUUUGUCAACGCCUGGUCCAGUGUAGAGGUGAAAUCAGACUUUGUGCUUAACGUUUGUCAACGCCUGGUCCAGUGUAGAGGUGAAAUCAAACUUUGUGUCGAAACCAUACAAAAAUAAAAUAAAAUGUGCAAUA